Xyrichtys novacula (pearly razorfish) is the source of this 24635-nucleotide messenger RNA. The record is from the annotation of a GenBank genome assembly. Lineage: Eukaryota; Metazoa; Chordata; Actinopteri; Labriformes; Labridae.
CUGUGAUCCGAAAAAAUAAAUGCCGAAAUAUCGCAGGAUGGGGAAAAGGUCGCUGAUGUGAACGCUUGUAUUGACAGGAUACGGGUUCGAAAAAAAUAUUGACAUCCGAAAUAAUCGCACGAUAAAAACGGUCCCGGUGAGAAAGGAAAUUAACAGGGAACAUUUAAGAUUGACAAGUGAUUUUUUUUAUAUUGUGAUAUUUAUCAAUAUCAACUGAUAUGAAAAAAUGUAUUGUGAUAAAAAUGUUUCCCAUACCGCCUGGCCCUAACUUUGGUCCAUGUUCUUUUUGUCAAAACAAAAAAUAUUAUCUCUCUUCUGCAGGUUCAUCAAAUAAAUUUUCAACCUCAAUCCAGAAAAAUGUAACAUGCUUACAGUCAAAAAAUAAAAGUACAAUUGUUUCUGAGAUAUCACUUCUGUGUUUUUUAAUAAAGUUAAAUAUAUUCAAUAUAUUACUUUAUCGAUUAUUAAAUAUUUUUUAUUAGUAAAUCCAAAUAUUUCCAUCAAAAUGAUCCACGUCACUGCGCACAAUCUGACGUCAUGGCGUGAUCUGGUCAACAACUCAGCUGUUGUGAUGGCGCCUUCAGGUUCCCUCGGAAAUGUCGGUUUAUAUGUGAGUUUUAAAAAUCUGUGAUGACGUGUGAACCGUCUGCUGGGUCAGUCUCUGAUGUCACUUCCUGUCUGUCACCUGUAUUUCAGGUAUUUCCGUGUGAUUUGUUCCCACUGAGUUCACUUUUCUCCGGAGAUGUGAUGAGCCGUGAGCGUGGGGUCAGUGGGUGAAAUGAGAAAAUCCGGACUUUAGCAGAGGCCGUGAAGGCAUCAUGGGACCAGUGAGGGAAAAAAGAGGAAAGAGGAAUCCACGUCGUCGUCGUCUGUCUCAGUCCGUGUCAUGUCCUCAAUGAGCGCGUGAAACUGACGGAACCGUCCGUGAAACCAGAGCGGCGGGUCGAACCGAGGAACCCGAACCGGUCCCGUUAGCUGAAGGAGAGUCCAAAAUGGAGCUGGAAGACGGGGUGGUGUACCAGGACGACCCGGGGACAUCAGCGAUGAUGUCUGAGCGGGUAUCGGGCCUGGCCAACUCCAUCUACCGGGAGUUCGAGCGGCUCAUCGGGAAAUACGACGAGGACGUGGUGAAGGAGCUGAUGCCGCUGGUCGUGGCCGUGCUGGAGAACCUGGACUCGGUGUUCGCGGAGAACCAGGAGCACGAGGUGGAGCUGGAGCUGCUGAAGGAGGACAACGAGCAGCUCAUCACCCAGUACGAGCGGGAGAAGGCGCUGAGGAAACACGCCGAGGAGGUGAGGAGGGAGGGAAGGAGGAGGCGAGGGAGGGAGGGAAGGAAGGAAACAGCAUCCUCUGAGGGAGGGGGGGUGAAGGGGGGGACCGGAGUCUGCAUCCGUGAACCGUGGACUCACCUGUGCACGUGCUCAGGUGGGCUGCUGCAGCCUUCUGCUAGAUGUAAACAAGGCCCUUUGUGUGUGUGUGUGUGUGUGUGUGUGUGUGUGUGUGUGUGUGUGUGUGUGUGUGUGUGUGAGAGAGAGAGAAUCACUGUUAACCACUGAUUUACACACCUGGACUGAGUCACUGUGACGUCAGAGAGAGGGGAGUCAGGUGAGACUGGAGGGGACAGGUGAGGUGACUCAGCAGACCUGAAGAGACAGACAGACAGACAGUCAGUCAGGUGGAUCACAGGUGAGUUGUUUGGAGCUGAUAUGAAACGUCUCAGUUCGACCCUCAGGGCCACAUCCUGACUGUUUAGACCAGGGGGGGCUCUGACCCAUGUGGAUCAUGUACAUCAACAGUAAUUUAUUGACGGUCCCUUAUUCAACACCGAAGUUGACACAAGCUGCGUCCGAAUUGCCAAGUAGUAGUCGAAGUAGUAGUCGAAGUAGUAUCUAGCAUGUCCGAAUUGGCCACCGGAGCGAGUAGCAUGCUACUUCAGAUACUACUUCAGAUGCUAGACACGCCCACAUUGUAGGUUGGUCUCGGUGCAUCCUACGGGCAUGCUACUGACCCAAAAUGCACCGCAGGCUUCUUCUUCAUCCUCUUAAAAGUUGUAGAAGCGCAUGUGAUGCUAGCGCCACCAGCUGCUCUGCCUAUUUAAAAGUGUCGCGAACGCCGUCUGGCCGCAGCAGCGCGCACCAUGUCGGAGCAGCAGCAGCAGCAGCAGGCGGGACCGCAGCAGUACAGAUGUAAGUUUCAUGUAACUUCACACACUGUCCUAAAACAUGUGCGGUUGUAUCUCUUUGUCAUGUCAUGGUGUCAUAUUUGCCCAAGUAAUCAUUUUAUGAGCAAAUAUGUGGCGACAUCAUGGAGGUAAAGCUCACUUAUUCCAUCAUUAAACUGCACAGCUGCAGUACUACAGCCAGGCCCGCAGAUGAGGGGCUUCAGUUACCACUGUCUGCACGGGCGCAGUACCUACUCUCUGCCUGCGGGGGUCGUCUUUCCCCACCGCUCGUCUAGUGUGUCCGAAUUGGGCCAACGUUUUUAGUAUGUAGGAGUAGGAUCUAGCAGUAGCACGUAGUAUCCGAGCGGGCAGUUUGGACGCAGCAAGUGAGUGUGUCGAGUAGAUUUAACCGCGCUGCUGUUGUUAUUCCCGUUUAUGGAGAGUGAGAAGACACCGGUAGAUCCUCAGAGAAUGUCCGUCAGAUAUCCAACCUGAAACUAACUUCACCGCUGUAUUUACAGGAAAAUAUAUCCAACCUUGAAACUAACUUCACCGCCGAUCAUAAAUACUUAUAAAUGAUGAAAACUGAUAAUUGAUAAAUACUGAUAAAUGAUAAGUACUGAUAAAUAGUAAAUACUAUUAAAUGAUAAAUACUCAUAAAUGAAUACUGAUAAAUUAUGAUGAGAACUGAUAAAUGAUAAAUACUGAUCAUUAGCUACGUCUUGAUCAGAGCAGAGGUUUAUGAAAGUCUCUCUUAGCAGCUGAAGAUGUUAGAUAACAGUUUCUACAGGCAGAGGUGAUGAAGACGAGGGACCUCCCUGUGAGGUCAGUAAAAACAUGAAACCGGGUCAGAAUCUGACAGAAACGUCGACUGAACCUCAGUCACGGAGCGCGCUCAUAGACACUCUGUGAUAGUACUAGUGUGAGGAGUGUGUGUUUCCUGAGUGUUUCUAUGGAGGCUGAUGGGUUGCGACUCGGACCGUCUGUUCGGGGUCUUUGACUGGAGCCAUGAGGACGGCAUGGACGUCUCCGAGUGACAGCCAGACACACAAACACCAAAAACACACACCAACAAACCCACACCAGCAGCCUGGAGUGUAACUGCACACAUGAUCAGUCUUUACAGGAGAGACUCCGUCCACGUCAGUCAGUCGCUGCUUCAGACGACCUUUGAGCUGCUGCUGAUAUUUCUGACAAACCUUUGCUCCUGUGGUGUUCCUGUCGGCCUCUCACACAGACACGCUCCUACAACAAAGAGAGAAAAACCCAGAGUCACAGCGCCGCCGUCUCACAAAAAACCAAGAGAACCAGAAACACUGAGAAUAAUGAAGUCUGCAGAUUCAACCUGCAGCAGAGAAACAAACAAAAAAAAAGACUGAUCCUUUAAAAAAGACCGUUUCAUUGAGCUGCUGCAGACUGAGAAUCAGGGCUGAGGCCUGCUCAGCUGGACACACACAACCACACACACACACACACACACACACAGGAAGGAGCCUGGAUUUCCGGAUAAACUAAGAAGUCUUGUCCUUCCCCUAGAGGUUCUUAUUCAGAGAGUGUCACCAACAAUCCUGUGAUUAUUGAUCAUUGAUCAGACAGACUGAGUUUAUGGGCGGAGCUUCAUCAACAUUAAAACUGUUCAUAGUGAUUAAGAGGUGGUCAUUAAAAUAAUGAAGUGAAUGACAAACAGUUAGAAAAGGAAGUGAAGCAACAGAUGUUAAUGUCCACAGUCAACAAACAAAUAAAGACUCAGUCUACUGUCUGAGUCUAUUACUGUCUAUAACAGUAACAGUCUAUAACAGUUUGAGUCUAUAACAGUCUAUAACAGUAACAGUCUAUAACAGUCUAUAACAGUUUGAGUCUAUAACAGUCUAUAACAGUAACAGUCUAUAACAGUUUGAGUCUAUAACAGUCUAUAACAGUAACAGUCUAUAACAGUCUAUAACAGUUUGAGUCUAUAACAGUCUAUAACAGUAACAGUCUAUAACAGUUUGAGUCUAUAACAGUCUAUAACAGUAACAGUCUAUAACAGUUUGAGUCUAUAACAGUAACAGUCUAUAACAGUCUAUAACAGUAACAGUCUAUAACAGUUUGAGUCUGUAACAGUCUAUAACAGUAACAGUCUAUAACAGUCUACAACAGUCUAUAACAGUUUGAGUCUAUAACAGUCUAUAACAGUAACAGUCUAUAACAGUCUAUAACAGUAACGGUCUAUAACAGUCUAUAACAGUAACAGUCUAUAACAGUUUGAGUCUAUAACAGUCUAAAACAGUCUAAAACAGUCUAUAACAAUCUAUAACAGUAACAGUCUAUGACAGUUUGAGUCUGUAACAGUCUAUAACAGUAACAGUCUAUAACAGUCUAUAACAGUCUACAACAGUCUAUAACAGUUUGAGUCUAUAACAGUCUAUAACAGUAACAGUCUAUAACAGUAUAACAGUAACAGUCUAUAACAGUCUAUAACAGUAACAGUCUAUGACAGUUUGAGUCUGUAACAGUCUAUAACAGUAACAGUCUAUAACAGUCUAUAACAGUCUACAACAGUCUAUAACAGUAUAACAGUAACAGUCUAUAACAGUCUAUAAAAGUAACAGUCUAUAACAGUCUAUGACAGUUUGAGUCUAUAACAGUCUAUAACAGUAACAGUCUAUAACAGUCUAUAACAGUAACAGUCUGUAACAGUCUAUAACAGUGACAGUCUAUAACAGUAACAGUCUGUGACAGUCUGAGCCUGAUGGUGUCCUGACUUCACGUCUCUGUGUUUCUGUGUCCUGUCUUCAUGUCUGUUUCUGUCUCCACGCCUCAUGUCUCUCUCUGUUUCUCUGGAGCAGAAGUUCAUCGAGUUUGAGGACACCCAUGAACAGGACAAGAAGGACCUGCAGAACCAUGUGGACCGGAUGGAGUCCCACUCCAGACAGCUGGAGCUCAAGAUCAGGAACUACGCCGACCAGAGUAAGAAACAGUUUUUAAAGCUCCUGUCUCAGAGUUUGUCAUGAAGGACAGUGAGUUUAUUAGUCUGUAAAUGUCUUUUAUUUUUAUGUGAAGGUCUGUCCUCUCCUCCUUCCUUCCUUCCUUCCUUCCUUCCUUCUCUUUCACUCUCUCUCUCUUUAAUCGUCUUUUCCUGGUUAAUGUUUCUCUAUCGGCUUGUUAUGCCUGCUCACUCACUCUUUCUGCCUCUUUGUGGGCUCACGCUAAUGGGAUUACAGGAUUUCUCUUAUUCCCAUCCUUAAUGCGACAGUUAGCCCCGUCUCAUUGGUGGAUUAGGGAUGGGAAAGCCUGCUGAUUGGCUGGUCCUGUCUGAGUUGGUUGUGGUUCUGAGCAGCGGAGUCACAAAGCUGGUUAAAAUGAGUCAUUCAUUCACACACAGCUGCCAGCAGGACUCUGUUCACAGCAGUAUUUACAGGCUGACAGGGGGCGCUAGAGUCAGACUGCUCUGGAAAAUGAAGUAUGAAUCGCUCGGGGUUAGACAUUUAUUUCCAAAACAACAUUUUCACUCUGUAAAGUGAAUUUAGUCUUUGGUCAUCAGUUUGAUUAGAAUUGUGUUCAGACCAGCUUCCUUUUCCUCAGACUGGAGUGAAUCAGGAUGAAAUAAGUCUGUUUCUCUGGUGUCUGUGUCGGUCAGUUUCCUCUCGAACCUUUUUUCUUUAUAUGCAGUAUUUCAUCUUAAAGUCUGUCAUGGUGCUGAGACCCUGAUAAUCACUUAACUUCUUCACUUAAACAACAUUCAGAGCAGUCAAAGUGAGAUCUGUGCGAUGGUUUUUAAGUAUGACUGUAAAGUGAGUUUCUGUGUUUUAAGUCGGCAGGCUGGAGGAGCGAGAGGUGGAGCUGAAGAAGGAGUACAACUCCCUCCAUCAGAGACACACCGAGGUGAGAGGGGUGGGGGGUAGGAGGAGGAGAGGAAGAUGAUGGAACAAACCCUUUAAGAUUUCUCUGUUUUAUGGUUCUGACCUCUGCAGAUGAUCCAUAACUACAUGGAGCACGUGGAGAGGAUCAAGAUGCAGCAGCACAGUGAGACCUCCGAGUCCAGCGGGGUCGGCCGAGUCAGGUAAGACCUCAGCGGGGGGGGCUCAGGUCCUAAAGGGACAGAACCACAUGAUCACCACGUCUUCAUGAAGAGUUCACGAGUUUGAGUGUCUCUCUUAGAAAAGGUCAAACAGGAUCAUGGAUGAUUUGUGUCUACAGGAGGGAGCGCCCCCUGUCUUUGGGGGUCUUCCCGUCAUCUGCAGGGACAUCUCUGCUGACCCCAGACCCUCAGCUGAGGCCAGAGACCCUCGGCACAACGGAGAACUGGAGGUUCAACGACCCGACACAACCGCGGUCCAACGCCAGCCUCAAGGUAAGAGAGAGUGAAUGACACUGCCGUAAGAAUCCCGGACAGCUCAGACAGAAGGUCCGAAAAGAUCAACGAGAUUUCCUCGAGAAGUUAACCGGGUCGGAGAAAAUCAGCUUAAAAAUGAAACACUUAAAAAUGGAAACAGAAAAAAUCUAUAAAUAAACUUUAAUAUAGAAACAACAAGACAAAUAACCUUUAAUAUGGACACGGUAUAAAACCGUAAAUAAACUUAAAUAUGGAAAUGGUGUAAAACUGUAAAUCAGUUUAAAUAUAAAAAACCGUAUAAAACCAAAUAUAAAUUUUAAUAUGAAAAUAGUGAAAAAUCAAAAUAAACAGAAAUAUAAAAACAGAAUUACACUAUAAAUAAACUUUAAUAUGGAAACAGUAUAAAAACAUAAACAAACUGAAAUUUGAAAAAAAGUAUAAAACCAUGAAAAAAUUAAGUAUGGAAAAAAAAACUGUAUAAAACCAUAAAUUAACUUUAUUAUGGGAACAGUUUAUACCUGAAAAAACUUAAAUAUAAAAAUAGUAUAAAACCCCAAAAUAAAUUCUAAUAUGGAAAUAGUAAAAAAACAUAAUAAACAGAAAUAUGAAAACAGAAUUAAACCAUAAAUAAACUUUAAUAUGGAAAUAGUUUAAACCCAUAAACAAACUUACAUAUGUUAACAGUAUAAAACAAUAGAUAAACAGGAAUAUGGAAAUUGUAUAAAACCAAAAAUUAACCUUUAUAUGGAAACAGUAUAAACCAUUAAUAGACUUUAACAUGGAAACUGUAUAAAUCCAUAAUAAACACAAAUAUGGAAACAGUAUAAAAACAUAAAUAUACUUAAAUAUGAGACAGUAUAAAACCAUAAAUAAACUUUAAUAUGGAUAAGUAUAAAUCCAUAAUUAACAGAAAUAUAGAAACAGUAUAAACCAUUAAUAAAUUUAAAUAUGGAAACAUUAUAAAAAUAUAAAUAAACUUAAAUGUGGAAACAGUAUAAAACCAUAAAUAAAUAAUAAUAUGAAAACAGUAUAAAACCAUAAAUUCACACUAGUUUACUCUCUGUGAUCGUCUCCUGUUUUCAUUACCGUGUUUCUGUCUGCAGAGUUGGAGGGAGGAGGGUUCGGCUCUCGGGGUUAAAAAUAGAGCCUCUUUGAUGAGCUCAGGCGUGUGGGCAAAUUUUAGGAUGCAUCUGACAAAGCUGUCUCUGUUUUCACACAUCCUCCUCUUUAUCCAUUGAUGAAUAUGCAGACUUGUCUUUCCGCCGCCGCUGCUGCUGCUGCUGCUGCUGCAGUCACAGGAGAUCAUAAAACCAAUCCUGAAUAUUCAUUAGAGCAGCCAAACUGAUUUAAUCAGGACACAUACUAAGACACAGAUCGAUCAAUAAUUUUCUGUGGAGAGGAGAGGCUCAAGUUUGGGUUUGCAUGGAGUCUGGAGGUCCUUUGAGGAGGGAUUCAGGGUCGUCAGAGGACCUCUGAGGCUGUGUGGGUGACCAUGGUAAUUCAUCACACCGCUGCCUUUCUGUUGAAACUGGGACAUCAGCUCACUGAAGCAGUGCAUGAUGGGAGUGAUGCCGUUGUUUGGCUCUGAGCCAGUCAAAAAAAAGAGAAAGAGGCGAGCUGAAUGUGAUUGGCUGUUAUGUAAUCAGUGUUACAAGACGCUUAUUGUGGAGCUCGUCCCCGAGACACCGGCAGCUCUGAAACACAGACUCAGGCAGACGCGUGUGCGUGCGUGUGUGUGUGUGUGUGUGUUUGUUUGUUUGUCUGUUUGUUUAUUUAUCUUUCUGUCUGUUUGUUUGUUUGUCUGUUUUUGUGUCUGUUGUUUUGUCUGUUUUUUAGUUUGUUAGUUUAUCCGUCUGUCUGUCUGUUUGUUUGUUUAUCCGUUUGUUUGUUUUUUGCUCAGUGAGGAAAAUGUGGAUAAAAACAAACGUUGAUGUUGAAUAAAUCAUGGAGGGGUAAAGACCGCACAUGUUUUCAUGUCAUGACCAGGACCAGAACUAAACCGGACUACCAGGUCCCCUUUAAUGGAUCCUGAUGUGUUUAUGUUGAACUGAAGUCUUACCCUCAGAGAAUCACUUUGCAGCAGUGGACGAGGUUCAUGAAGCACCAGCUGAGUGACUGUGAUGAACGUAUUAAAGCUGUCAUGACUUCACUGCUUCACUUCUCAGACAUGCGCUCUGUUUACAUCUCUGCCUAACUGCUUCACGUGUGCGCUUCACUCUCACUCUCCCCCCUAAAGGACUCUAUGGACCCCCCAAAGGACAGGGGGGGGAAGAGAGCGCACCACUCCUCAUGGGGGAACUCACUGGCAGACGACUGCAAGGUAGUGGAUGAGUGUGCGCUGGCUGACGGCAGCACGCAUGCAGCGCCUGCAGACGGCUCAGUGUGUGUGUGUGUGUGUGUGUGUGUGUGCAUGUGUGUGCGUGUGUGUGCGUGUGUGUGCGUGUGUGUGUGUGCGUGCACGCGCGCUUCACUCUGCUGCUUCAUGUCACUCUGGCUGCUCACAUUCAUAGACUCACCUCAUCCACCUGUGAGCUACAAGUAACCAUGACAACCUGUGUUAGAGCUGCAUGUCUGUGCUGCUGUAGUUUAAUCUGUUUUACUGUAGUUUAAUCUGUAAUUCUGUAGUUUAAUCUGCUUUACUGUAGUUUAAUCUGUUAAUCUGUAGUUUAAUCUGUUAUAUUGUAGUUUAAUCUGUAAUACUGUAGUUUAAUCUGUAGUACUGUAGUUUAAUCUGUAAUAAUGUAGUUUAACCUGUUAUACCGUAGUUUAAUCUGUUUAACUCUAGUUUAAUCUGUAAUACUGUAGUUUAAUCUGUUAUAUUGUAGUUUAUUCUGUUAUGUUGUAGUUUAAUCUGUUAAUCUGUAGUUUAAUCUGUUAUACUUUAGUUUAAUCUGUAGUUUAAUCUGUUAUAUUGUAGUUUAAUCUGUAAUACUGUAGUUUAAUCUGUAAUACUGUAGUUUAAUCUGUUUUAUUGUAGUUUAAUCUGUAAUACUGUAGUUUAAUCUGUUAUAUUGUAGUUUAAUCUGUAAUGCUGUAGUUUAAACUGUAAUACUGUAGUUUAAUCUGUUAUAUUGUAGUUUAAUCUGUAAUACUGUAGUUUAAUCUGUAAUACUGUAGUUUAAUCUGUUUUAUUGUAGUUUAAUCUGUAAUACUGUAGUUUAAUCUGUUAUAUUGUAGUUUAAUCUGUAAUGCUGUAGUUUAAACUGUAAUACUGUAGUUUAAUCUGUUAUACUGUAGUUUAAUCUGUAAUGCUGUAGUUUAAACUUUUACACUGUAGUUUAAUUUGAUUUGUUGUAGUUUAAUUUGAUUCGUUGUAGUUUAAUUUAAUUUGUCGUAGUUUAAUUUGAUUUGUUGUAUUUUAAUUUGAUUUGUUGUUUAAUAUGAUUUGUCGUAAUUUGAUUCUUCGUAAUUCGUAGUUUGUUCUGUUUGAUCGGAUGUCGUGUUGGUCUGUAGUUUGGCUUCAUUCACGCUGAUCUUCACUGUAUUUUUAUCAUUAAUCUGAUCAAAGGUUGUGUGUUGUUGUCUUGUUUUUGUAUGUUGUUGUAUGUUGUUGUAUGUUGUUGUACAGUCAUCAGUGUGUACACCCUGAACAGGCCUGUGUUGUGUCCUGUUCUUUUGUGUCUAUUUGUGUUUUGUUGUGUAGUUGGUCAGAGUCUCGGCUGUAAUUGUUUCAGAAAUUGUGAAGCCUCCUGCAGUGUGUGUCUGUGCCUUUGUGUCUUUGUAUCUUUGUAGCUACAUCUUUGUGUCUUUAUGUCUACAUCUUUGUGUCUUUGUUUCUUUGUAUCUACAUCUGUGUGUCUUUGUAUCUACAUCUUUGUGUCUUUCUAUCUUUGCAUCUUUGUGUCUCUGUGUCCUGUUUUCUCUGUCACAUGUGUCUCUGAGUCUUAGUUUGGUGAAUCUUUGUGUCUCUGCUGUUUUGUGUCUGUAUUUGUGUGAUUGUGGUUUUUCAUCUUUGUGUCAUUGUAGUGUGUUGUCUGCGGGUCAUCUCAGUUUAGCUGUUUCCUGUUUGUCAGUUUGUGUUGUCUUCAUUUAAUGAGGACCUGUUUCCGUUAGUCCUGAUUCACAGACAGACCUGGGAUCCAGGUUCUGGUUCUGUUGCUGUGAACAUCUGGGCUCUGCUGUUGUGGUGUUGUGAUGUUUGUCGUGAUGUUUGUGUGUCUGUGUUCAGUCCUCCUCUCCAUGUGUCCCAUCAUAGACUCUGUAGUCCUCCUUGUGUUGGUCUGAGUGUUCCGGUUCUGCUCAGACUAAAUCUGGACUUUGACAGGCGCCCGGUUCCGCUGUGAUGGACUCUUUCUUUCUUCCUUACAGGACGAGUUGUCAGACUUCGCCGGCUCCAAGCCCGUCACGCCGGUGUCGACCACGGCCGCAGACAUGGAGAGGGAGGAGGGGACCAGUAAGAGCACGGAGGUCCAGGCUGCACCAGGAACCAGGUCCAUAUCAGUGGGUACGUCUAGAACAUCUUACCUGCUCCUUUCCUCAUGGUUCCAGAUGUUUCUAUGUUCCUGAAGAUCUAAAGAGCGGAACAUCUUCAGGACAGGACGGUUGGUAUGAGCUGGUUUAACGCUGAGACUCUGGACAUGUUCUGGUACUGACCGGGUUCUGACCAGGUUCUGACCCUGAAUCCAUCAGAUCGGAUUUGAAACCUUCAUGUCAUGUUGGUGAGAUAUGUUCUCCUCUGAGUCUGGAGGAGCUUCAGAGCUGGACCAGAGAAGACAGGAGGACAGAUGACGUUUAAAGACGGAUCUGUACACCUCAGAACCAGAACCAGAACAAGACUGUCCCUCCUGCUCUCAGGUGUGUCAGUGAUGUUGUGUGUCUCUUGCAGGUUUACCAGAAAAUGAGGACAGCUCAGACGUGCAGGACAUCAUCGAAUCCACCCCUGAGCUGGACAUGGAUCUGAUUGGUUACAAGCCCUGCAGGUAAAUCCAGACUGAGCGCUCAGGUGUGUUUUUGAUCGGGUCGUGGUUAAAACCAGGUGAGCUAACAUCAUCACCUGUCUCCUCGGACUCCUGCAGCACGCCCACUAAGGGCAUCGAGAACAUGGCCUUCGACCGAAACACCGACUCUCUGUUUGAGGAGCUGUCGUCCGCGGGGACGGGGCUGAUCGGGGACGUGGACGAGGGCGCUGACCUGCUGGGUGAGUCAGGAACUUUUAACGCUUUAAUGGAAGUGAGGCAGGAACCUGGAGCGUGACUGUCCUUCACCUGGACAGGUGUUCAUACUGAGGCUCACCUGGACAGUAAACAAAAGUGCUUUCUCACGGUGCUCUCCUCCUUUCCUCCUCUCCUCUCCUCUCUCCUCUCCUCUUAUAGAUAUCAUGUAUAAAUCAGUUUCAGGUGUUUGAUUGAUUGACUGUUGAUGAUCUGUUUUUUUUUAACGAUUCUUAUUCCUAACCUGUUCUCACCUGUUGUUAUGCGUUACCUGCUCUCACCUGUUCUCACCUGUUCUUACCUCUUCUCACCUGCUCUCACCUGUUGUUACCUGCUCUCACCUGCUCUCACCUAUUACCUGUUGUUACCAGUUCUUACCUGUUACAUGUUGUUACCUGUGUUCACCUGUUCUCACAUGUUCUCACCUGCUCUUACCUGUUACCUGUUACCUGCUCUCACCUGUUCUCACCUGUUCUCACCUGUUCUCACCUGUUCUCACCUGUUCUCACCUGUUCCUGUUCUCACCUGCUCUCACCUGCUCUCACCUGUUCUCACCUGUUCUCACCUGUUCUCACCUGCUCUUACCUGUUCCUGUUGUUACCUGCUCUCACCUGUUACCUGUUCUUACCUGUUCUCACCUGCUCUCACCUGCUCUUACCUGUUACCUGUUCUUACCUGUUCUCACCUGUUACCUGUUCUCACCUGCUCUCACCUGUUUCCUGUUGUUACCUGCUCUCACUUGUUCUCACCUGUUCUCACCUGCUCUCACCUGUUCUCACCUGUUCUCACCUGUUACCUGCGCUCACCUGUUCUCACCUGUUACUUGUUGUUACCUUGCUUCAGUCCGAACCAUCAGCUCACGUUAACAUCCUCUCUCUCUCUCUCUCCGUGUCUCACCCCCGUCUUUUCUCCAUAUCCUCAGUGGAGUACUCCGGUGUGUAUGACCUCUGACCUUUCUCCCGUGGUAUCCCGUUGAUCCUCUCCCUCGCUCGCCAUCACCGUAGCUCAUAGCUCCUCCCCCUCCUCCUCUUCAUCAUGUCUGUUAGACGCUGACUAAGACUGAGUUUCUGCAUGAAGGAGCUCGAAGCUGCUGUCUGCUGUGCAGGACUGCUCUGUCCGCAGCUUCCCUCCUCUCCUCUCCUCCUCCUUUAUUUUCUCUCCUCUUCUCCCUCUUUAGUUUUUCUUCUCCUCCUUUAUUUUCUCUCCUCUUCUGCCUCUUUAGUUUUUCUUCUCCUCCUUUGUUUUCCUUCCUCUCCUCCUCCUUUAGCCCCGCCCCCUCAGUGUUUUUUUUUUUAAAGCGUUGUUUUUCAGGAUCGUCUUUUUGCUCGUUGAAUCAGCAGCUUCGUGUUGAGCUCUGACUUCGUCAUCAUUUUGUCAUUUCACUGUCUCAAACUAUUUCCCAUGUCUCUCCCCCUCUCUCCCUCUCUCUCUCUCUCUCUCUCUCUCUCUCUCUCUCUCUCUCUCUCUCUCUCUCCCUCGCUCUCUCUCCUCGCUUUGUCCGCCUGGCUGGGAUUGCAUGGUUAUCUCAGACCUUAGUUUGAUUGGUAAGACCCCACCCACUUUCCCUCCUCCUCCUCCUCCUCCUGUCAGUCAUGUGACUUGUGUUGUGGGGUUGUGUGUAGUUGUAGUUGUGCUCAGUAUCAGUAGUUGUUUGUUAGAUCUGACAGUAAGAGUGAUCUGAAGAGUUUUGCACCCUGAUCUGUAGUCUGUCCUGUCGUCACCGCUCCAGCUUGUUUGUCAGACUGUUUUUUUCUCCAAGCCAUGAAGCUCUAACUUUGUCUCACCUGUGCUCAGGUAUGGGUCGAGAGGUGGAAAACCUCAUUCAGGAGAAUUCACAGCUGCUUGAAACAAAGUAAGAGCGUAACCAGCGAGUUUCUCUGAUUCUGUUUCCUGCUCAGUUUCACCCUCGGUAACGCUCUCUCUCAUUCCCCUCCAGAAAUGCUCUGAACGUGGUGAACAAAGACCUGAUCCUGAAGGUGGACGAGCUCACCUGUGAGAAGGAGAUGCUGCAGGGCGAGAUGGACGCCGUGCUGCAGGCGAAAGUCAAGCUGGAGGACAAGAACAGAGAGCUGGAGGAGGAGCUCAAGAAGUAAGUCAGCAGACUCAGGGGUCAGUGUGUUUACAGCAGCAGACAGAAGGGGGCGCUGCAGAGACAAAGAGAUUUUUAAUCAGAGACACGAGUGAAAAAGAAAAAGAGAAACCGACACAUAAACACAUGGAGCCUUGAGUGUAGCUGCUGUGCUCCUGAAUCACCUGAUGGAGCUGUUGUUGUUCUUCCAGAGUGCGUCUGGAGGUGGAGGAGGUGAAGCACAAGAGUAAAGAUGAAGAAGACGUGAGUUUGUCGUGGUGAACGCUCUCAGAUCAUGAAUGUGUGUGUGGAUGAUCAUGUGCGGUCUUCUUCUUCUUCUUCUUCUCCCUGCAGAGUGACGUUCCCACGGCUCAGAGGAAGCGUUUCACCAGGGUGGAGAUGGCUCGUGUGCUGAUGGAGAGGAACCAGUACAAGGAGAGACUGAUGGAGCUGCAGGAGGCGGUGAGGUGGACGGAGAUGAUCAGGUGAGGCUGCAGGUUCAGAUCCAGGUCCAGGGUUCGAGCUGGUUCUGGUGUUGAAUUCAGCUGAAGUGAAUAAUUGACUCACACUGAAACGCUCCUCCUGGUUUCGUCCUCAGGGCCUCCAGAGAGAACCCCACCCUGACGGAGAAGAAGAAGUCCAGUAUCUGGCAGUUGUAAGUCCUAAUCCAGAGUUCGGGUUUUUUUCUGCCUGGUUCAGGUUCUGUUUCAGGUUCUGGGUUCAGGUUUCAGCUCAGAUCUUUAAACUUGUUCUCUCUGGUCUUUUCCGGGUCGUGCUGUUGAACUGGCAGCAUGAGGUAAAGAUGGUUGAAUGACACCCCCCCCCCCCCCUUCAGACCCCGCUCCCUCUGACUCUGACCCCACCCCCCUCCAUCUUGGACCUCCAUCUUUCUUGUGGUCCUCUGGUGUUUGUGUCUCAGACCUCGGUCCUGGUCUUACUGUCAUGGCUCCUCCUCUACCUGCUGGUGGGGGGUUGGGUUGGGGUCACGGCGGGUUCAGGUCUGUCGUUAAAGACACGCUCCGAUAUUCAACAAUCCCAGCAUGCUCUCUGUCUGUACAGAGGUUCGGUGGCCGUCAGCCGCCUGAUUGGCUGUCUGGUCGUUAAGUUAGUUGGUUGUUUAUUUGUUGGUGACCUUCCUCUCCUCACUCUCCCUGCACUCCUCUCUGUCUGUCUGUGACUCCGCCCCCUGCAGCUUCAGCAGACUGUUUAGCUCCUCCUCCUCCAGCUCACCGACCAUGAAGAAGGUGGACUCGCAGUCCAACGUGAAGUACAACGCCCCGGGCAGCCUGGUGAAGAGGAGCAGCACCUUCUCCCAGUUUCCCACCGAGAAGUCCAAGACCUUCGACUUCCUCAACGAAGAGUGAGCGCCGCACUCUGAUUGGCUGACCUCAUGGUGCAUGCUGGGAGUCACUUCAUUAGUUCUUAUCUGAGGUGUGUGUGUGUGAACUGAGGGUGUUUGUGUCUGCAGGAAGGAGCAGUGCAGCUCGCCGUCUCGUAAGGAGCAGAAGAGGGCGCAGUACCGACAGGUGAAGGCGCACAUGCAGAAGGAGGACGGAGGGCGAGUCACCGCGCACGGAUGGAGUCUGCCCGGGAAGUACAAGGUCAGAACCAGAACCCAGUUGACUUUGUCACACCGGUCAAAUAGAAAAUAGGAUCUGGAAGUGUCCACCAGAGGGCGCUCAGACUCUGUAGAUCAGACCACCAGAGUCUGAGACAAGAGUCUUUCUCUGCUCCCACCUGGUCUUGGUCCUGGUCUGACUCAGGGCAGGUUCAUCUCUGUGCAUCUACCUGUACAGGUCCAACCUUGGCCCUGAACUUAGAGUAACAGGACUACAGCUCCCAGAAUUCCCCUGGGGUUGUGUGUCUGUGUGUGUCUGUUGUUUAUUUCUUGGGGGUCUUUCUGACUCAGAGAUCCUGGUCUAGAUAAAGUCCUUCAGUCCUGGUUUUUCUUGUGUGUCUCUUUGGACCCGGUCCAGGUCUCUAAUGGCGGUCAGGUGGAGAACAAACUGGACCUUCCUGUGCCGGUCUACCUGAGACCCCUGGAGCAGAAGGACUCCUCUAUGAAGGUAAGACAGGGGACGUCUUUAGACCUGACUCAGGUGGGCGUGAACUCUGAUGUCACAGCGCCGCUCCUCUCUGUCCUCCAGCUCUGGUGCGCUGCGGGAGUCAACAUGUCGGGGGGCGGAGCCUCGCCGCCGUCGGAUCUCAGCAGGCAGACUAAAGGGUCUCAGAGCAGUCUGGACCAGCUGGACUCGGACAGUAAGGUGAGCUGGACUUCUUUGGUUCGGUUGGGGGGACGGGUUCUGACGGGUUCUGAGUCUCCACCCAUGCGCUGGUUCUGUGUUCCUGCAGGACCAGGAGAAGGAGGCGGUCCUCCAGGAGGAGACCUCCAGCAGGGUCUGGGUCUGCACCAGCUCACACUCCUCCACCAAGGUGAUGGUUCUGGACGCCAGUCAGCCGUCCGACCUCCUCGACAGCUUCUACGCCUGUAACACCCAUGUCGUCUGCAUCGCCAGCGUGCCCGGUGAGUGAGCGAGCGAUCACGGCGUACCAGAAUCCCCCCGGACCUGGUCUGACGGCGUCCCGGCUGGUUCUGUGUUCUUCCAGGUGCGUUGGAGUCGGAUUAUCCCGCAGGCGAGGAGGUGCCCCAGGAUCCAGAGGCCGGUCAGGGCGACGGCGUGUCCCUGGCCGGCAGCGUGGCGAGUGUGGGCUCCACGGGCAGCGAUGGAGCCAUGGCGGCAGAGGGGACGACCGCCAUUCCCCAGACGGCGUCCUCGGGUGUGAGCGAUCAGCCGGCUGAGCACAGCGGCGUCUCUGGAUCAGGUAGAGUCUGAGGGUUGGGCGAAGAAGGGCUGAGCGUUUUUAUCGUGCGAUUAUUCCGGACGUCAAUAUUUCCAUCAUGUCCGCAGUGGAGCUGUCCAGAGAGACCAGCCCAGCGGAGGACGGCGUCCCGACAGCCGAAGAGGCGACAGAAGCCACAGAGGCGAACGCCGGCGUGGGUGAGGAGGGGGCGGAGGAGCAGGCAGUGGACCCCAACCAACCUGGGAUUUACACCGAGCACGUCUUCACCGACCCGCUGGGGGUGGGGCCUACUGACCCCUCACCUGCCGACACACACAGGUGAGUCCCAGAACCAGGUCUAGAUCCAAUCAGAACUUCCUAAACUGAAGUUCUGGUUCCUGUCCUCGGCAGCUCCGGGCCGGACGGCGUCUCCUCUCCGCAGACUGCAGACAGUGACCCCUCAGAGGUGGAGGUCCUCAGGAUGAGCAGCGCCCUCCCCACCAUGUGGCUGGGAGCCCAGAACGGAUGGUGAGUACUGCACUAGGGGGCGCUGCUAGGAGUUCACAGAGUCUGGACCUUUGAGGGUCUGAUGGUUCCUGUCUCCUGUCUCAGUCUCUACGUCCACUCCUCUGUGGCCCGAUGGAGGAAGUGUCUCCACGCCAUCAAGCUGAAGGACUCCAUCCUCGGCAUCGUGUGAGUAUGUCUCCGUCAGUCUGACCCAGAACCGCCGUGACCAUGGUCGUUUCUUACAAUAUGGAGCAGACUUGUCCACCUACAGCAGUCCCACCUCCACCUACAGCAGUCCCACCUCCACCUACAACAGUCCCACCUCCACCUACAGCAGUCCCACCUCCACCUACAACAGUCCCACCUCCACCUACAGCAGUCCCACCUCCACCUACAACAGUCCCACCUCCACCUACAGCAGUCCCACCUCCACCUACAACAGUCCCACCUCCACCUUCAGCAGUCCCACCUCCACCUACAGCAGUCCCACCUCCACCUUCAGCAGUCCCACCUCCACCUACAACAGUCCCACCUCCACCUACAGCAGUCCCACCUCCACCUACAGCAGUCUCACCUCCACCUACAGCAGUCCCACCUCCACCUGCUGCAGGUCUAACUCUCUCUCCUGGUUUCAGGCACGUUAAGGGUCGGGUUCUUGUCGCUCUGGCUGACGGGACCUUGGCGAUCUUCCACAGAGACCUGGGUAAGUCUGCAGGUCGUGAACUCGAGCGUAGACUUGGAGUCGGCGGUUUCAGGGGCCGCAGACCAGGUUCAGGUCUUGGUCUUGUUCUGGUCUCACCUCUCUGUGUUUGCAGCAGACGGUCAGUGGGAUCUGACCAACUACCACCUGCUGGAUCUGGGCCGACCCCAUCACUCCAUCCGCUGCAUGAGCGUGGUCCACGACAAGGUCUGGUGUGGGUACAGGAACAAGAUCUACGUCAUCCAGCCCAGGGCCAUGAGGAUCGAGGUGCAGACUCGCUCACUCUGUUCAGAAAGAUCAUCUUCGGACCUCCGUCGCUCCUCUAACCUCUCUGUUUCUCCUCGGAGCAGAAGUCCUUCGACGCUCACCCUCGGAAGGAGAGUCAGGUCCGGCAGCUGGCCUGGGUCGGAGACGGGAUCUGGGUGUCCAUCCGUCUGGACUCGACUCUUCGCCUGUUUCACGCUCACACCUACCAACACCUGCAGGACGUGGACAUCGAGCCCUACGUCAGCAAGAUGUUAGGUAUGAGGACCUUCAUGAACGUUCACAGCUGGAACAGGAGUCACCGGAGACUGGACCUAACUCUGUGUGUGCGUGUGUGUGUGUGUGUGUGUGUGUGUGUGUGUGUGUGUGUGUGUGUGUGUGUGUCUGCAGGUACAGGUAAACUGGGCUUCUCCUUCGUCAGGAUCACAGCUCUGGUGGUUUCCUGCGGCCGUCUGUGGGUGGGAACAGGAAACGGCGUCAUCAUCUCCAUCCCUCUGUCUGAAGGUAACUCGAACACUUCUCCGCAGCUCCACCCAUCAGGGUUCACCUUUUACACACCUGCGUGUCUGAGGGCCAUCAUCCUGAGCUGUGAUUGGUUGGAUUCUAACGAACAGGAAGCUUCAGUAAAACCCCCGACUGGUGUUGUUGUUGUUGUUGGAGGUCUGUGUUGGUUAAAGAGUUGAAUGUUUGACUGAGAGAAGAGGAGCCAUGGAGCUGCAGGUCUGAAGGUCUUCUUCCUCGCCGUCCUGAUGUCGCGUUCUUCUCUCUCUGACACAGAACUUUAGAUUUCCAUGAUUUCUUUGUCUCUUCAGCCAAUAAGACGAUGGGAAUUGUGCCAAACCGUCCGGGCAGUGCUGUCCGGGUUUACUCCGACGAGGGGUCGGACGGCGGCGUUCCGGGCAGCUUCGUGCCCUACUGCUCCAUGGCCCACGCCCAGCUGUGUUUCCAUGGACAUCGAGAUGCCGUCAAGUUCUUUGUUACUGUACCAGGUAAGAGAUGGCGGCGGUGUUGAGGGGAAUCCUCCCUCUGUCACAUUUCUACGUCUGCUCAGAUUUGAAUCAGCUGUGAUUUAUUCUCUUUAAAGGCUGAAUAAGAGUUUAUUUACAGGGUUAGAGCAGGGAGGAUGUUUUAUUCUGACCUGAAAGACGUUUUUAUUCGGUGAAGAGUUAGCUGACUGACAGGUGAUCGAAAAUGACCUGAUCGUUGUUAUUUAGUGAAUAAUUUCAGUCCGGAGAUCAAACUUAAGCUUCUGAUCUCAGACUUUUCCUCCGUCCUGUUAAUGUAAAUCUCUCAGACUCUCAUCGUCUCUCUCUCUCUCUCUCUCUCUCUCUCUCUCUCUCUCUGUUUUCUGUCUCAGGUCAAGCGAUGCCUCCACCUGGUUCUGCAGAUUCAGGUUCUGAUGAUCCUCCGUCUGAAUCCUCCGACACGGUGACCUCUGAACCCAAAACAUACUUGGUGAUGAGUGGAGGUGAAGGUUACAUCGACUUCAGGAUGGGUGGGUUACAGCUCUGACACUGCAGGACGUUUCCUGGUCACUUUAGUUUAACCAACCAGACUAACCCAAACUAACACACACUGACCUAAACUAACUAACCCAGACUAACCCAAACUAACUCACACUUAACUUAACCAGACUAACCCAAACUAACUACAGUUAAACUAAACUAAACCAACCCAGACUAAACCAAACUAACUCCAACUGAACUAAACCAAACAGAACUGACCCAAACUCACUCAAACUAAACUAAACUAAACCGACCCAGCCUAACCUAACCUAAACUAAACUAAACUAAACUAACCGGGACUAACCCAAACUAACUCACACUUAACUUAACAAGCCUAACCGAAACUAACUCCGAUUAAACUAAACCAAACAGAACUGACUCAAACUCACUCAAACUAAACUAAACUAAACCAAACCAGCCUAACCCAACUAAACUAGACCAACCCAACCUAACCCAGACUAACUCACACUUAACUUAACCAGCCUAACCGAAACUAACUCCAGCUAAACUAAACCAACCAACCCAGACUAACUCACACUUAACUACACCAGCCUAACCCAAAGUAACUCAAACUAAACGAAACCAUUCCAGACUAACCCAAACUAACUCUGACUAAAUUAACCCUGCCUAACCCAGCCUAACCAAACUUAACUCACACUGAACUUAACUAUCUAACCCAAACUAACUCCAACUUGACUAAACCAUCCCAGACUAACUCAAACUAACUCACACUGAACUAAACCAACCCAGCCUAACCCAACUGAACUAAACUAACUAACUCAGCCUAACCCAAAUUAACCAACACUUAACUAACCCAAACUAACUCACACUUACCUAACCUAGACUAACCCAAACUAGCGCCAACUAAACUUAACCAACCAGGACUAACCCAAACUAACUCUAACUUAACUAAACCAACCCAGCCUAACCCAAACUAACUCACACUUAACUAACCCAGCCUAACUCAAACUUAACCUAACACACUAACCCAGCUCAAGAUACUCCAACUUUACUAGACUAACUAACCCAAACUAACUUAAAAAAAAAAACAGUUCUCUGGUUAUUGAACUGGGUCUCUCUGUUAUGGCCGUUUGACCUUUGACUCUGUGACUCCCUCCUUAAAGUCUGACUGCUCCUCUUCCUCUACAGGUGACGAAGGAGGCGAGCUGGACGGUCUAUCAGAGCCGUCAGCCAAUCAGCAGUCAGCUCGCACCAAGGCCGAGCAGAGCCACCUGAUUGUGUGGCAGGUCACCACCUCUCAAGACUGAAACCAGAGACUCUCUGAGCGCCAGAGCUGCCGCCUCCCGCAUGAUCUCUUCCCAUAAUUCAGUUCAUGUUCCUGACCGUUCUCCACGCCACAGAGGCCUCCACGCCGAGUCCUUUACGCCGAGGCCUCCUCCUCUGAGUCAGAAACGUUAUUUUAGUCCAUGUUUGUUCAGUUUGUUCUUCGUGAAUAUGAACCCUUCAGGUUUUGUAAACUUAAAGAGUCCGUCCAGGUGCUCCGUCCUGCAGGGAGGCGUACAGGUGAGGUGGGUGUGUACAGGCAGAAGGUGGCUGAAGGUGCGGGUGUGUCCAGGUGAAGUCUGCAGGUGUUCAGAGUUACAAAAGGAGCAGGAAGUUUCAGGUCGGACUGACGAACAUUUUCUAUCACACUCCUUUCUGACACACCUGUGUGCGUGUGUGUGCGUGCGUGCGUGCGUGCAUGCGUGUGUGUUAGCCUUUUUAUCAUGUUAACAUCAUUAUUACUCCUUUUAUUUCAAACAAACACUAAAGUUUAAUGUUUUUUUAAUGUUUCUAAUCUGAGUGAAUGCAGUCAGACUGACAGGUGAGGACGCCGUCUCUGAUAAACUGACAGUUAAUCUGAUUUUAGUUUGGUUAAAACGGGGGAAUGACCCUUUACUUUAACGGGUUUAUAAUCAGCAGGGGUGGAAAGAGCUGAAAUUCUCAACUACAGUGAAGUACAGUGACUCUGAUGACCCACUCUGUGUGUCUGUUAAAGGUCCAAAGGUGAAUUAAACACCUGUUCUUUAUUGUUAUUAUCAGACAAGAAUCAGGACUUCAUUGAUUGUUAUGGAUAAUAAUGUGCUUACAAAUGUAGGAAGGAGUAUUUUAUAUUAUUAUAGAAAGGCUGAUUCAAACCGGAUGAGAUAUUAAAGCUCCUGUGAGUGACUCUCAGUUUGUGACGACUUCUGCUCGGCUCAUUUUAUUGUCGACAAAGAAACGUAUCCUGGUUUCUUUUAUAUUUAAAUGCUUCAUAAAUCAAAAUUUUGAGUUGAAACCAUACCCACUGAGCAGGUCUAAUAGACGUCUAAAUGUAGUCUAGACGACUGAAAAUUAAAGUUUUUUAGAUGUCUAAAUAUAGACCAAGUUUAGACUAAAUCUGAAUCUGGGCUUCAUCUGUACUACGCUGUGUAUUGCUCAACGGCUAUCAUAGUUAUUGUGGUUAAGUCCUUGGAGAUCAGUGAUGCAACUAUAUCGAAUAAUGUGUUAAAGUGCAACGUCUGAAUUCCGUCUAAAAAUAUACAGAAUCUAGACGGUUAAAAUUAGAUCUAAAAAAAAACUAGAUGUCUAAUAGCCGUCUAUUGCUCAGUGGGAUAGACUGUAUCUAGAACAGUCGCGUCUGCCUCCUCGCUGGGUGAAGCUACUCUGAGAACAGCACCCUCUGGUGACGGGCUGCAGUAUAGGUCAUAAACCCCGCCUCCUUAUGGAGCUGUGGACAAACUUUUUUAUGCUUUUCAUAGAACUCAAAGACAGUGUACAAUACAAAGACAAAACAAUACAGAGGCUUAUAAAUAAACAUUUAAAAGCAGAAAUAAAUAAAUAGAUAAACAGAUAAAAAACUUCUCACAGGAGCUUUAAAAUGACCAAGAUGGAGCUUUAACAGUGAGGAAUCAUCCAAUCAGCUGUCUGCAUGCUCUAGACACAAGUUAGAGUAGAUCAGGUCUGUACAUAGAAGAUACAGAAGUCAAAGUUCUGAUUAUUAAAUGACUUAAAGAAAGUACAAAUACACAAAAAUACUUCAGUUCCUACAGCGUCAGUGAAUAUAAUCAGAUGAUUUUUCCACCCCUGCUCUGUCAGUCAUUUUAAACUCACCUACAGACUGAAGUUUACUGUUAUUAUUGUGUGUGUGUGUGUGUGUGUGUGUGUGUGUGUGUGUGUGUGUGUGUGUGUGUGUGUGUGUGUGUGUGUGUGUGUGUGUGUGUGUGUGUGUGUGUGUGUGUGUGUGUGUGUCCUGGUGCUUCCUGCUUCAGCUCAUCAGCACUUUAAAUCCGACCUGUAAGUCUCUGGAGGUUUGAACGUCCCGACCAUGAUGGUUAUUAUUAAUAACGAUGAUAAUGACGAUAAUGUGUUAAUAAUGUUCGUGUCUGACACUCUGCAGAGCUAACAGAAUGAAAGGAACAAAAGCAGGCGUGUCUGUAGCGAUAUCUGUGGUCUCAGUUACCAAAGGAGGAGGAGAAAGAGGAGGAGGAGGAGGAGGAGGAGGAGGAGGAGGAGGAAGGAGAAACUGGAGAUCAGAUUUUUAUAUUAAAACCUGUUUUUAGUCGUUUUAUUGGAGGGAAUUCAUGUGUUCAUAUUUUCAGGAUGUCAUCCUGUUGGAAAUAAAAGAUGAAAAAGGGAAUCAGUUUUCGGAUGGACAGACUUUUAUUCUCGUGUUUCAUCACAAAGACGCCAAAAAAAAAAAGAGCGACUACGUCUGGACCUCCAAGACGUGUUUGAUAUUCAGCGAGAGACUCGUGUCUGAACAUGAACCUUUACUCUGACUGUAAACUGAGAACUGACAGGUCUGUGACUGUGUCUGUGACUGUAAACUAAGAACUGACAGGUCUGUGACUGUGUCUGUGACUGUAAACUAAGAACUGACAGGUCUGUGACUGUGUCUGUGACUGUAAACUAAGAACUGACAGGUCUGUGACUGUGUCUGUGACUGUAAACUGAGAGCUGACAGGUCUUGUCUGUGUCUGUGUCUGUGCUCAGGUUACAGACACGUUUGGUCUUUUUUAAAUUGAGGAUUCAGUUUCAGAAAAUCUCGCCCUCAUCAUGUUUUUUAUUUUCCUUCCUGGAGUCGGCCGUCGUGGUUCAGGAUGUAAUUUUCUACAGAAUUAAACUCUGACAGGAGGAAACUGUAAAUAAACUCGUCCUCAGUUUACCUGGUCGUUACUGAAAACAAAUAAAACUCAUCUAACCUGUUUGACAAACCUGAGCCGAACCUGUGACCUGAAACACCUUUGGGUUCACACUCAAUUUCACAUAUACACACUAAUAUACACACUCUGACACACACGCUUUGAUACACACUGUGUGUUUGUGCGUUUGCAUCUCUGUCUGUUUCUGUGUUUAUCUCUGUUUCUUACCUUCAUCAGUUUAUACUACAGACGGUACAUCUCUAUCUACAGUCUAUUUUCAGUCUAUUUUCAGUCUAUUUCCAGUCUAUCCACGGUCCUCCUUCUUGCCUCUCACUGCCCCUUCAAACUGAGUCGGUCUGAGGAGCGCCUUAAAUCCACCGCACUCUUCCUCUCCUGCAGACGCUCGAAAUUCAACCUGCUGCUUUAUUUUCUGAUCCUUCAUUUAGACUCGAGAUCUUCAGUGUAACAGCCGGGCGUCUCCAGCAGGUGGAGCUGUCUGCUCACCUCUCCAACAGGCCGCCCUGCAGCUCAUAUCACUGAGACCUGAUCCUCAUGAUCCCAGGUACACUGUGGUUAUUCAGCCAGCAGGGGGCGCAGCUGUUCUGUCCGUCAUCUGCAGCAUCACAGAAGAAUUACCAUGAAAUUACAUCACAGCUCGGCGCCCCUCCCCUCCUCUCCAGUGCGUGGGCCGACAAAGAGGUCUGCUCACACACACACACACACCCUCUGACGUCAGAAAGAGAGCGCGCACGUGUGUGUGUGUGUGUUCUUCAGGCUGCAGCUCUUCAUCCUCCGAGCCAAAGAUGAAGAUGAAGAGAGGAACACUCAGUUCUCUCAUCCUCAGACAGACUGUGAUGAAGAUGAUGAUGAUGAUGAUGAUGAUGGGGGGGUUGUCUGCUGUCUCCUCUGUGUGUUUUUGUCAGAGUCGGCGUUUUUACCUCUAGUUAACCGUUCUAAAAAUAAACCUGACAGACAGAUGGAGUUCAAGUCCUGGUUAACCCCCCCACACACACACACACACACACACACACACACACACACACACACACACACACACACA